Dreissena polymorpha is the source of this 2540-nucleotide messenger RNA. RefSeq names its product interferon-induced protein 44-like. Bases 141 to 1577 code for a protein of 478 amino acids. The record is from RefSeq and is a predicted model, not a curated record. NCBI's taxonomy places the organism in Eukaryota, Metazoa, Mollusca, Bivalvia, Myida, Dreissenidae. The transcript is spliced from 7 exons.
CUUGUUACUAGGAUCUUUGACUAGGCAGUCUUAAACAUUCCACCAAUCCCAAAGUUUAGCCAUCUUGCAGUAGGUUAAGUGCAGAGGAGUGAAAUUUGUUGGCGAACGGUGACAAGCUUCUAUCAUCGACGAGAAAAAAAAUGACAGGUCAGUUGCGAGAUUCAGAUACAACACAACUAGAACAGUGGAUCGGUCAAGGGCAAACACAGUUUACCCUGUUGUACAGUGCGACCCUUGAUGGUUGUACGUCACAAACGUUCCAUGCAAAAUGCGACCACCAGGGCGCCACAGUCACCGUGGUGUACAAUGAGGUGGGAUCCGUUUUCGGUGGUUAUACCUCUGCGAGCUGGGCGGCUGGCAUUGGUGCUACACGAGACGACAAGGCCUUCUUGUUCCAACUGAAAUUCUCCGAUAAAGAUAAGUUUCAAAAAUUUCCAGUUUCAAAUGCCACGUACAGCAUUUUUUCAAAUGCAAGUUUUGGACCCAUGUUUGGUUCGAAUAGCGCAUGUGAUAUGAGCCUAUUCUCCGGCACUCUAAAUAGCAGCGGCGGAUUCUUUCAGUUGAACGGCAAUUUUUCAUUUGGUACCAACUACACGAUGUCUGGGGUAUCAAACUGGAAUGAAAUACAUAACGGAAACCUGAAAAUUAAAGAACUUGAAGUAUACAGUGUAGCAGUUAAACCUCCAUGGGCAGUACAGCAGGAAUGGCGAAAAGUACCGGAAUGGAAUAAGAAGCUGGUGCAGGAGCUCAUUCAAGAGGUUCAGUCGAUCAAACCGAGGCAUAGUUUGAUCCAAGAUUAUCGCAUCGUCCUGAUUGGCCCAGUCGGUUCCGGGAAAUCGAGUUUAUGCAACACGAUCAACUCAGUGUUCAAGGGUAGAAUCACACAUAUGGCUCUUUGUGGGGAAGGAAGACAUAGCGUCACCAAAUCCUACCAGCCAUACGUAUUCAAAUCAACACGAGGCAAAGCCCUUCAAGCGCGCAUAUGUGACACGAGGGGGCUGGAACCUGAUUUGGGUAUUGACACCAUGGAGUUCAACUUUUUGUUGGAUGGUCAUAUUCCAGAAAACUAUCAGUUUCAACCUGAAAAACCGAUUUCUUUUGACGAUCCGGCGUUUGUGACGAAGCCAGAAUUAAACAACAAGGUUCAUUGUGUAGUCUUUGUUCUGGAUGUAUCUUCGCUACUAAAGCUUGACCCAGAAACGCUGGCAAAAAUCAAAAGUUUCCGGGCUCUUACAAUGCGGAAAGGAAUACCUCAAGCGAUUAUCUUGACGAAAAUCGACCUGAUAGACAAAUUUGUCGCCCGGAACUUAGAGACGGUAUAUUCGAGCUCUGUAAUUGCGAAAACAGUGCAAAAUGUCUGCGAUAUGUUCGGCUUCCCAAUGCACCACGUGUUUCCUGUAAAGAACUACGGAGAUGAGUUGAUGCUGUAUGACGGGUUGAACUUCCUGACACUCUUUGCGUUGAGACAGAUCAUGUACUUGGCUGAGGAUCAUAUUGAAAAUCAAACAACUGACAGCAUUGAUUGUCCUGAUAAAGAAAAGGGACACGAUUUAGAAUCUGCUUCAGAAACCAUUUAAUUCGGAAGCUGGGGUUAUUACAUUCAAGUAUUAUUGUGCAUGACUUGCACAUACACAGUUUUCCAAAUUCAAUUUGAUUAAUGAUAAUGUAACGAUUUACAACGCGUACGUAUUUGAAUUAUGACUGUUAGAAUUCAUUCUCAAGUGUCUUGUGUCUUGUAUAUUUGCGUCUAUGAACUGCUAUGAAUUUAUUUGUUUUUAAUAAUGGGAUUAAUAUGCAUUUGGUCAUUGAGAAAUGGUUAAGCCUUUUUUACGGUUAAGGAAUAAACUAGUAACUGGUUUUUACUGAGGAUAUGUACUAUCUGCAACGAACUAUGACCUACUAUUUGCAUUGCUCUUUUCAUUUCUUUUUAUACAAUAUGCUGACCGUGUGUCAUUGAUUAUUAUAAUAUAUUAUUGUCAUUUAAAUGAAUACGUCGUCUAUUUUAUUGCAAUUUAAUUGUUAUCAUAUUUGGUUCCACAAAUAAUUCACGUUCAUUUUGUUAUGUUAUUAUGAAUUAAUUGCCAAGUUUGAGGUUUUACGAGCCUUUAUACCGGGUUUCAAAUGUAUUUGCAUUGACAGGUUAAAUGUGGUUACCCUAGUUGUAAUCGUAUGCGUAAUAUUUUGUGGAAUACAUUUUCUUUUGUGUUCAGACAAUUGGUCACUUAUGUUUUAAGUAAAAGACUAGCGAAUGGUUAUAAGAAUGAGUCUCUUUGUAUGGUUGCUACAUUAUUAUUUAUUAUAAAUUUAACAAUGCAUUAUGCCGUAAUGAUGCGUUUAAGGUAAAGAUGAUGUUAAUUACCAUGUAUAACAGUGCCAUGCUUUUUUAUCUAAGAAUUAUAAUGCAAAUUGUGAGUUUAUCUGAGUUUAACAGUAAUAAUUCACGGUUUGAUGACCAAAAAUAACAAUGUCAUUUGAAAUCAAUCCUGUUUGAACGAAUGUAUUAUUAUAUAUUCUAAUAAAAUCGUGUUGUUUUUUCACAA